AUGCCUAAUUCUUGUUCUGCUUACAAAUGUAAAGAAAGAUAUAAAAAGGAGGAAAAAGAGAACGCGGAAGUUCAGCAGUCGUUUUUCAGGUGAGUCGGAAAGUCAAAACAAUGGUUUCCGUUUUAGCGCUUCCGGCGCUUAUGUUCCGCAUAUAUUAAUACUACAAAACAAUUGCAUAAACAAGUUUACAUAAUUAAAGGAUAUUUUUAAUAGUGUCAAUGUUUUAUGGAGGUUUUUUUACGAAUAAACAUCAUUCUUCAUAUUUUUUACUUACUGUUAUAGUCACUGUCUUACGUAGAAAUACAUAUAAUAGUUGGCAGUGAACGAUACGGCAAAGAUUGAAGUAUUGAACGAUUUGGCUAUAAUAUAUUAUCGUUUCUGUACGCUUUAUAAAACAGAAUGGUUUCUUCGUUUAUAAUUUUAACAGGUUUCCUCAUCAUAAUGAAGAACUCCUGAGCGAAUGGGUUGCAGCUGUUGGGAGAACCAAUUGGUAUCCAUCAAAAACAUCAGUUCUCUGCGGAAACCAUUUUCUUGAAAAUGAUUUUGUGCUGGGUUCCUACUCAGACUCUAGUUUAAAAAAAAAGUUUUUAAAAAAGGGAGCAAUUCCAAGUGUUUUCAGCAUUCCCGCUCCAUCAUUGAGUAAAAAAGAGCAAACAACACACGAAAUUCCAGCACGAAAACGGCUGGUUGCUAGUGAAAUCGACAACAAUAUCAUAGCUCCUAAUUCGGCUUCGUCGGCGUCAUUUUUUGACACUAGUGGAGAGGUCCCUUCGUGUAAAGUUUUCAAGCCUGCCAUGUCGCCCUCUACAAAAAUAAAAAAAUUACAGCUACUUGUGAAGAAAAAGAACAAAAAAAUUAAGCAACUCCAACGAAAAAAUUUGCGAAAAGAGAAAACCAUUACAGGUCUGAUUACUCAGCUAAAUAAAAAAAAGUUCUUUCAAAAGAGCUCGGCGAGAAACUCGAUAAAAAUUUUAGGCAUUUAA
Paramuricea clavata is the source of this 983-nucleotide messenger RNA. Lineage: Eukaryota; Metazoa; Cnidaria; Anthozoa; Malacalcyonacea; Plexauridae. The record is from the annotation of a GenBank genome assembly.